Molecule: messenger RNA, 1140 nt
Organism: Phodopus roborovskii (desert hamster)
Lineage: Eukaryota; Metazoa; Chordata; Mammalia; Rodentia; Cricetidae
Gene: Zdhhc12
Product: zinc finger DHHC-type palmitoyltransferase 12
Exons: 5
Coding region: 62-865 (267 amino acids)
Biological process (GO): protein targeting to membrane; peptidyl-L-cysteine S-palmitoylation
Cellular component (GO): Golgi apparatus; endoplasmic reticulum
Molecular function (GO): protein-cysteine S-palmitoyltransferase activity
Source: RefSeq, a predicted model, not a curated record
UGCUCCGCGGCCCCUCCUUCCGCGCGCUUCUUCCGGGUGGGCUGGCGCAGGGGCCAAGGCCAUGGCUCUCUGGGCGCUGCUCAGCCCUGGGGUGCUGGUGCGGACUGGGCACACCGUGCUGACCUGGGGAAUCACGCUGGUGCUCUUCCUGCACGACACCGAGCUACGCCAAUGGGAAGAGCAAGGAGAGCUGUUCCUGCCCCUCACCUUCCUGCUCCUGGUCAUGGGCUCCCUGUUACUCUAUCUGGCUGUGUCACUCAUGGACCCUGGCUAUGUGAAUACUCAGCCCCAAUCUCAGGAGGAGCCCAAGGAGGAACAGACAGCUAUGGUACCUCAGGCUAUCCCACUUAGGCGUUGCAGAUACUGCCUGGUGCUGCAGCCCCUGAGAGCCCGACACUGUCGACACUGCCGCCGCUGUGUUCGCCGCUAUGACCACCACUGUCCCUGGAUGGAGAACUGUGUGGGUGAACGUAACCACCCCCUCUUUGUGGCUUAUCUGGCACUGCAGCUGGUGGUUCUCCUGUGGGGCCUGUACCUGGCAUGGUCUGGCCUCCGGUUCAUCCAGCCCUGGGGGCUGUGGCUGCGGUCUACUGGGCUUCUGUUUACCACCUUCCUGCUGCUUUCCUUCUUCUCAUUGGUGGUCAGCCUGCUCCUGGCCUCACACCUCUACCUGGUGGCCAGCAACACUACUACCUGGGAGUUCAUAUCCUCACACCGAAUUGCCUACCUCCGCCAGCGCACCAGCAACCCCUUUGACCGAGGUCUGACUCGAAACCUGGCCCACUUCUUCUGUGGGUGGCCCUCUGGGCCCUGGGAGACCCUCUGGGCUGAAGAAGAGGAGGAAGGCAGUAGUCAGGCUGUCUAGGGUUACUGAAGAGAAGGUGCCAUUGUGCCUAAAAACAGGAGGCUGUGCCACCAGAGACCAGCCCAGUUAGCCUGAGCUAUUUACCCCUUCCCAGAGCUCUCCGCCUUCAGCAGAGCAGCAGACAGGACCCCCCCCCCAACAAGGAAAGGACGUAUGGGGGAAGGGGGGUCAACACAAAGUGAACCCAAACUCCACCAUGACCCCUGGCCUGGCUACCUCAAAUGUAUAGCUUUAUUAAUUUAAUAUUCUAUAAAGGCAAGUAUUAAAAAGACAAA